GCACACAGAAAAGACGAGACGAGCACAAGUUUCUUCCUCUUAACCAUGAAAGCAAAGCUGGAAAUCGUAGCCCUGGUUCUGGGCUUCCUUGGCCUGUUUGGGACAAUCACUGUAACUGCUCUACCAACCUGGAAGGUCUCAGCCUUCAUUGGGGCCAAUCUUAUCAUAAUGGAGGAGCUCUGGGAAGGCCUCUGGAUGACCUGCUACAGACAUAUUGACAUCAAGAUGCAGUGCAAGGUGUAUGACUCCCUGCUGGUUCUCCCGGUCGAGCUGCAGGCGGCGAGGGGAUUAAUGUGCGUCUCCAUUGCUCUGGUUUUCAUCGCCUUGAUUGUCACUGCCUGUGGAAUCAAGAGGAGCUACUGUUGUGGUGACAACAUGAAGAGCAAAAACAUCACUCUGGCUUUUGGGGGGUGUUUGUAUCUCCUUUCAUUUCUGACUACACUCAUUCCCGUCAGCUGGGUGGGUCACUCGAUUAUCAAACAGUUCUAUAAUCCAACAUUGCUGGAUGCUCAGAAACGAGAGCUGGGACAAGCAAUCUUCAUCGGCUGGGGAACUUCUGGUGUAUUGCUGGCCACAGGAAUCAUCCUGCUCUUCAGAUAUAGCAAACGGAGAACCAAAGAGGAAGACCACUACAUUGAUGCAUAUUUAAUGGAGGAAAAAAGUGCUGCAAAAGAUGACAGUGUAUACCUCGCCAAGGCAGGAUCCAGCUUCCAUAAAUUCCAAGAAUAUGUGUAAAUUAUUGUGAUUUUUUUUUUUUAAUGCUCAACAUUCAACCAAGGAGAAAACUCACGCUGGUUUGCACAUGACUUUAAAAGUGAAGGCUUCAGUGACUCGCACUUCUAGUCACAAAUAUUCUUUUUUAUACAAUUUCAUACACAAAAAAGUGUUGAUGUGUAUUUUUUGAUUAAUGUUGUAUCUCUGCAAGGCAAUUCAUUUGCUCUUUAAUUUGGAAAGCUCUUUUAAUUAUUUUAACUUUGGAUCUCUGGUAAAUAUUUAAUGCAAACAUAACUCACUAUACAUUAACAAAAAAAAGCUGUAAGUCAGAGUGCCGAAAUUUCUACUGAAAAUUAUUGUUUUAUGCUUUAUCCCCAGAAGAUCUAAUAUAAUAAGGGAAAAAAAAAAUAUGUUUUCUUAUAUGCUUUGUUUAAAAUUUGAUGCUGUGGUGUAUCUUACUAAGAUUUGAGUUUAUUUACUUAAUUUUUAACACUAACUUUGUAUUUAGUUAAGUAAUACGCCUGUUUUAUCUAAAUUUCAACAAUCUAGAUAGUAACAUUAGCUUACCAAAUGAAUUUAAUUAAAUAAGGACAAAGUAAUAUUGCUUUGGUCAACUGCACACAAACUCACAGGCACAAAUGGAAGCAGUCAAGCGUUUGUAUACUUGUUUACAUACACAUUUAAUCGGGAAAAUUCAGAGAAUAGACAUUAACUUCCGAAACACAGCACAUUUAUUAUCUGUAUAUUAUAACUAUACAUUCCUCUUUAUAAUAAAGAAAUAUCUGACAAGUAAGGUAUGUGUGUGUUUUCUCCAGGUGACCUCUGAGUUGUUUUGGUGGCAUUACACCCUCAGAGAAAUCAUGAACUGGACAUGAGAAAAAGAGUUUUCAGCAGAUCCAAUUUUAACCAUCCCCCUGUUCACCUUAGCUCCCUGACAUGCUGAGUCACCGGCUAAAGUCAGCUUCACAUGGAUGCGAAGUUUACAACCACUUUAAAUGUGAACAUAUAAACUGUGACACAUAAACCAUCAAGCACCAAAGAGUUUUAAUAGAAAAAAAAAGGAAAAUCAUUAGGAGAAGUCAAGAAAAUAAUAACUAAGGAUGGCCUCUUUUGCAAACGAGAGUGCUUUUUACCAGAACUUUAAGCAAUGUAAGCAUCUGAGUUGUAAAAUGUUGAUAUCUAUAGGUCAUUGUAUAUGUCAUUAUAUAUUUCACAAAUGCUGAAAUAAAUCUGUAGGAUAACACAGGAUGCAAAUGGAAUGCUAGCAAAACACUGGAGGAGAGCACAGACACAACCAGUUGCUUAAU
Molecule: messenger RNA, 2021 nt
Organism: Cyprinodon variegatus (sheepshead minnow)
Lineage: Eukaryota; Metazoa; Chordata; Actinopteri; Cyprinodontiformes; Cyprinodontidae
Product: claudin-17-like
Exons: 1
Coding region: 46-735 (229 amino acids)
Biological process (GO): cell adhesion; bicellular tight junction assembly
Cellular component (GO): plasma membrane; bicellular tight junction
Molecular function (GO): structural molecule activity
Source: RefSeq, a predicted model, not a curated record